Molecule: messenger RNA, 1260 nt
Organism: Drosophila navojoa
Lineage: Eukaryota; Metazoa; Arthropoda; Insecta; Diptera; Drosophilidae
Gene: wuho
Product: tRNA (guanine-N(7)-)-methyltransferase non-catalytic subunit wuho
Biological process (GO): RNA (guanine-N7)-methylation; tRNA modification
Cellular component (GO): tRNA methyltransferase complex; nucleus; cytosol
Molecular function (GO): protein binding
Source: RefSeq, a predicted model, not a curated record
CUGCUAUUUGUGCGUGACUCAGUCACUGCUUUCCAGCAUAUUGAUAAACUUUCACAUGUAGCCAUAAACAACGCUCUCCUGGUUGACUCAGAAGCAAUGACAACUAUUUUUUACACCGAACCUGAAUUGGUGCUUGGCCAUGGACGUGAAGUGCUGUUCCUUAAUCCGAAUGACUUGCAAAUUUUCAAAAACAUCGAGGUGCCAGCUGACCUAACCACAUGUGGACUUAAAAUCGAAGCAACGGACGAGGGCGAGCCGAAAGCAACUUGUGGCUCCAACUUAGAGGUGUCAAUAUUAAAUGUGUGCUAUUCGCCAGAUAGACAGUUGAUAGCACUAACUACUGUCGGGCAAAAGGCUCUGCUGCUCUACAAAAGCCGGCCGGAGCAUGCAAUGCUGCUUUCUGUGCGUGCCUUGUCUCGUGCCUCGAGUGCUUUGGCAUUUGCAGCUGAUUCCAGCUCCGUUCUUGUGACAGACAAGACGGGGGAUUGCUAUCAAUACGAUUGCGUGGAGGUGGAGGCACCGCCCAAACUGCUGCUUGGUCAUCUAAGCAUUGUUUACGACUUAGUGUGGACACCGGAUCUGAAGCAUAUCAUCACCUGCGAUCGGGAUGAUAAGAUCCGGGUGACCAACUACCCGGCUACUCACGACAUACACAGCUAUUGUCUGGGCCACAAGGAGUUUGUAUCUGGACUGGCAUUGCUCCCAGGCAACGAUGAUCUCCUGAUAUCUAUUUCAGGUGAUAAAACACUGCGCUUGUGGAAAUAUCUGACGGGCAAGGAGGUACUGCAGCAACAACUGCCAGCUCCAGCUGUGCGGCUUCAGAUGCGAGAACUUAUCGAAUCCAAGCGUUAUCUAUUAGCCGUGCUAUUCUACGAUCAUGUAGAAGCAAUUGGCCUCUACGAACUGGAGCUAAAAAAGGAUGCUUGGUCGAUUGCCAAGGAGUCUUUGGUGCGUGCAGAGGCGGGUAGCUGGAACAUAACCAAUUUUGCUUUGACCAGCGAUCGGAUCUAUGUGGCUGGUGCUGUAAACGAACGCCUAACGCUCCGCGUGUACAAUAGCGCCGAUGGCAAAGAAGCGGAGUCCGUGCCAGAGGGUUGGCUGGACAUGGUCAUGGAAAACUUUGCGGAGCAAAGGUGCGUGCCAGAAGAUCUGUCCGUGUGGUUUAAGAAGCGAUACGACAACAUCAGCGAAUACAUGGAACGUAAAAAGCGACGCAUCGAGGACCAACAGCAAAAUCAGAAAUAAGACCCACAGGAGCAG